CUAGUUCAGUUCUAGUUCAGUUCUAGUUCUAGUUCAGUUCUAGUUUAGUUCUAGUUCAGUUCUAGUUCAAUUCAAUUGUGCUUGCAAUAGAAAUCGAAGCCGUUCAUUUUCCGCAGUAUUUACUUGACAAUGAAAUCAUUCAUUACAUUUUUGCAACUCGUAAGCAUAUUUGUUUACUGCAAUUGUCAGUCAGCAGGACAUCUUGAAAACAAACGUAAAUGGCUGGAAAUUGAUAAUAAUUUAUAUCGUAUUGAAACUGAGCCUAAGUACACUUGGAAAGAGGCAAAGUCCGCAUGUCUAGAAGAACAUUUAAAUUUAAUAACUCUAAAAAGCCAUUACGAUUAUGUGAAACUGAAAGAGGCCCUUAAACUUGAAAUUAAAACUGAUUCAUCGUUUUGGAUUAAUACGAAAGAAAAAAUGGCAAAUGUUUUGCAGGGUUUAAGCAAGCAACAGAAGUGCAAAAAAAUAGAUACGAGAACAUUUAAGGCAGAAAUACGCGAUUGCCAGCAUAGACUGGGUUUUAUAUGCCAGCGAUCAUUUUUCAAAGACUUUUCCACAUUUAAUGACGGCAUGAAAAUCUAUUUUGUGGAACCACAUGGAAAAGUAUGUUUUAAAUUUAAACACCCUUAUUCAUCAACAACAUUUUAUUUUAUAUAA
Lucilia cuprina (Australian sheep blowfly) is the source of this 657-nucleotide messenger RNA. RefSeq lists its product as uncharacterized. Bases 130 to 657 code for a protein of 175 amino acids. The record is from RefSeq and is a predicted model, not a curated record. NCBI's taxonomy places the organism in Eukaryota, Metazoa, Arthropoda, Insecta, Diptera, Calliphoridae. The transcript has 4 exons.